Messenger RNA from Paramecium sonneborni, 324 nucleotides. Lineage: Eukaryota; Ciliophora; Oligohymenophorea; Peniculida; Parameciidae. The record is from the annotation of a GenBank genome assembly.
AUGAUUUCUCAUUACUUACAUUUUGUUACAACAUUGAUUCAAAUAUUAAGCAAAAAUCAAAAAUUUUUAUUUAAUUUCAAAGAAUCCCCUAUAUUUAAUUAAGAAGAUAAAGUGAAAUUAAUAAUGGCAUUAAACCCUAUAUAUAAUAGAUUUGAAACUUUCUCGUAUAUAUUUAGUUAAAAAAAAAGAAAAGUUACUUUUUGUGUUAAGGAACAAUUAAAGGAUUUGAAUUUUUUGCAUAUAAAGGGGUUAAAAAAAAGAGAUGAUAGGGCAGACAAUCAUUAGGAGUAACAUUUAAUAUUCUUGAUUGAAAAAUAGGUUUGA